AUAAAGAAAUCUCUGAUUAUCGCCUUACCUUUUGUGCGAACAGUGAUUUCUUUUUGCUUCGCUUCGAUUCCGCGGGUACGCGUUCCAGGAAAUCGAUUCUCGAAACGCGCUGGUGAUCGGAUCAGGAUCGUUGAUUCGUUACAUUAAAUUGCACUUAACUUCGAGAUGAUACUUUGUACUCACCCCGAUACACGCGAUAGCACUAUUCGACUCGAAAUAGCACGCAGUUGACUAAUCCGACUAAUCAGGAAGCAGGAAAAAUUGCACCGUCAUCUUACAAGUGGUCCACCUUCACAAGAAACCAGGAACUGAGAGCGAAGGCGGCUGGGGAUGGCAAGUCAACUGUGGAAAGCGUUGACCAGGAGGCGCAUCGAUGAGAACGCCGAAAACAAAGGUGAACUCGCUCGAGUUCUCGGACUGAUGGAUCUCACGGGGCUCGGCGUUGGCUCUACCCUCGGUCUCGGUGUCUAUGUCCUCGCCGGUAGCAUCGCGAAAGAAACGGCCGGCCCGGCCGUUAGCAUCUCCUUUCUGAUCGCCGCCGUCGCUUCCGCAUUUGCCGGUAUGUGCUACGCGGAAUUCGCUUCCAGAGUUCCCAAGGCAGGAUCGGCGUAUGUUUACAGUUACGUGACAGUGGGAGAAUUUGUCGCUUUUAUCAUAGGAUGGAAUUUAAUUUUGGAGUAUGUAAUAGGAACCGCGAGCGUCGCCCGCGGCUUGAGUAAUUAUUUGGAUGCGUUAACUGGAAACGUGAUAAAAAAAACAUUGUCCGCCGCUAUGCCUAUGAAUGUACAGUUUCUAUCAGAGUAUCCUGAUUUUUUUGCAUGCUCUGUGGUGUUCCUGCUUGUGAUUUUAUUGAGUAUAGGAGUCAAAGAGUCUUCAAUCUUGAAUAACAUCUUUUGUGUUGUGAAUCUAAUUGUUAUUGCAAUUAUUAUAGUAGCAGGAGCAUUAAAUGCUGAUCCCGCGAAUUGGAGAAAACGACCGGAAGACAUACCGAAGACAGUCGAUCAUGCUGGCGUAGGAGGUUUUAUACCUUUUGGUAUAAAUGGAAUAAUGGCAGGUGCAGCCAGAUGUUUCUUCGGUUUCGUGGGAUUCGAUGCUGUGGCAACUACUGGUGAAGAAGCUAAAAAUCCUCAGCGAAAUAUACCUCUAGCCAUUGUUAUAUCUCUAAGUAUCAUCUUCGUAGCUUAUUUUAGCAUUUCCACUGUAUUAACUUUGAUGUGGCCUUAUUAUGCUCAGGAUAUCGAUGCGCCAUUUCCCUUUGUAUUUGAACAAAUUGGUUGGUUCGUUAUCAAAUGGAUUGUCAACAUUGGAGCAGUAUUCGCAUUGUGCACAAGUUUGCUAGGCGCAAUGUUUCCCCUACCGCGUGUAUUGUACGCCAUGGGUAGCGAUGGAGUAAUUUUUAAAUAUUUUGCGGAAGUACACCCCAGAACCAUGACACCUAUUUUCGGCACAAUAGCUUCCGGUUUAUUUAUUGGAUUUAUGACUAUUUUAUUUAAUCUUCAUCAAUUGAUCGAUAUGAUGUCCAUCGGAACGCUGUUGGCGUAUACAAUAGUAGCAAUUUCUGUUCUAAUAUUAAGAUAUCAAGGAAAAGAAUGUACCUCUAACCAUCAUACUUUAGCAACAUCAACGAAUAGUUUUAAAUUUUCACCAAUUAAUAUCCUAAAGCAUAUAUUUAAUUUACACAAUCAGAAGGAGGUCAGUGAAACUACCACUAAAAUUGCAAGCUAUGGUAUUGCAAUGUUAUGUAUUAUUAUAUUUGCUAUAACAUUGUUAAUUAAUGUUGCGGGUGCAAACGCCUUCGGUAACCACGUAAUAGAAACUGUGAUACUAGUCAUACUUAUAAUAAUAUUAUUGCUGAAUUUAGCAGCUGUUGCAAGGCAGCCUAUUCAAGAAGUUGAUAUAGCAUUUAAGGUACCAUUAGUGCCAUUUUUACCAUGUUGUAGCAUUUUUGUAAAUCUGUAUUUGAUGCUACAGUUGGACACUUUCACAUGGGUCAGAUUUGCUGUAUGGAUGAUUAUCGGAUUUGUUAUUUAUUUCUUCUAUGGUAUAUCUCACAGUGAACAAGGAAAAAGAGAUAAGAUGGAAGCUGAAAUGAUAAAAAGAAAGUAUGCGGAUCAAGUUAGAAGUGUAACAAGAUUCUGAAAACAAUGUUGAGCUAUGUAAUACGUGUGGAAUUAAUUUAUAAAGAACUUCUCAGAGAAAGCGCUAGGUGUUAUAGGAAGUGAUUACCAUUACGACAUUAAAGUACGAAUGAUAUACAGUUCAUGUAAGUGUGUUGUUGGAAAGAUAUAAGGACGUUAACAGUACAACUGUAUAGAAAAUUCUUCGCAUACUUUACUAUAAUGCAAAAUAGUUCUUAUUGUGAAACUUUAAUAUGUCAGUAAAACGCUGGCUAUUUGACAUCAGUACAAUUAUUACGCAUCAUAAGAUUAACAUAUAUUGCGUGUUUUAAAUAUAUUCACACCAUUUAUUCC
Megalopta genalis is the source of this 2471-nucleotide messenger RNA. RefSeq names its product cationic amino acid transporter slimfast (gene slif). Gene Ontology annotation, biological process: L-arginine import across plasma membrane; L-ornithine transmembrane transport. Gene Ontology annotation, molecular function: L-ornithine transmembrane transporter activity; L-lysine transmembrane transporter activity; L-arginine transmembrane transporter activity. Lineage: Eukaryota; Metazoa; Arthropoda; Insecta; Hymenoptera; Halictidae. Gene Ontology annotation, cellular component: plasma membrane. The record is from RefSeq and is a predicted model, not a curated record.